Messenger RNA from Haplochromis burtoni (Burton's mouthbrooder), 1420 nucleotides. RefSeq lists its product as uncharacterized. The transcript has 5 exons. NCBI's taxonomy places the organism in Eukaryota, Metazoa, Chordata, Actinopteri, Cichliformes, Cichlidae. The record is from RefSeq and is a predicted model, not a curated record. The coding region runs from base 369 to 1163 and encodes 264 amino acids.
GUUUGAGAACACUGUACAGUCACAAAACAAAUCUACUGUGCAGCCCAAACACCGUGAGUCCACAGAGGCUGCCACACAGUCCAAAAAACUUGACACUGUUGGACUCACUAAGUCAUCUGCAUCCCAGUCAUGAUCAUACAACACAAUUACCGUUGUGAGUCAUUCACCUGUGGAGCUAGAGGGAUCGGUGUGUCUCUGGGAAAAUCCUAAUGGUAUCCCAUCUGCUGACAUUUCCUGGCUUAAAGAGGACACUGAAAGAGGGCUGUUUACUCCUGUUCAGACAUACAAGGAUGUCACUGGUGUGUUAAAGAGGCGACGGGUGAUUAAAUCAGAUUGCAUGUGGUUUUGUCCACCAGAACCUCCUGGCUAUGCCAGGGCUGCUGUGCCCAGUGUACAGCUCUUUUGCUUCGCAGCCACGUCUUUUUGUGGGGUCCUGUUGGGUAUGGAAGUCCUCUCUGAAGUGUCCUCGAGCUGACGAAUGUGUGGGUAAAGGACAAAAUGUGCACAUAUAUAAGUCUGGCUAUCACCAGGACUUCAGGUAUGUCACAUCUGUGACGUGUCCAACUGGUACACGAUGCUUACUGAGGUCCCGUGCUGCGGCCAUGUACAAAGGCAGGCAGAAGUGGCGGAGGAGGAAAAGUUGGUCGGUGGCUUGCCUGGGACUCGGCAAUUUUAUCACAACUCAGGGACACCAAGCCAUGUUCCCGGCAAUCCUGACUAGCAAAACCAAAGGAAACACUAUGGUCAAGCUUUGGCGGCAGAUACAGGAGAAUCACAUGCAGGAGUACCUUCAGCGGAAGGACCUGUGCGCCACACUCCUAAUGACUUUUGCGGAGCCCGGGGGUAUCGUCUCAUCCUUACAGCACACAUUCCAGGCGCCACUUCCUCCAAGAGAGCUUCCCUUUGCAUGGCUCUUGCACCACACUUUCCUGCUGGCAGAGGCCAGCAAUAUGAGGGAUUACCGAAGCCAGAUUCUGUCCACUUUUGGCACAGUGCUGAAAAUGGAUUCCACCAACAAAGUGGUGAAAAAGCUGUCUGGGGAAGGUCAUGGUUCGGAAAUGAAAUGCUUGUGCGUCUGGACAUCUUUCACUGGAUCCACCGGUUUGAUGCAGCCAUCCGUACAGAGCCUCAUGCAAAGUACUCUGCAUUUAAGUCCGCACUGAAGUGAGUCUCUUCAAAACACCUGGUAGAAAAGUCCUCAUUUCAAAAGGUUGUUAUAAUAUUAAUACAAUUUGGGACAAACUGAAGAUCACACAAGGUGAAAUAUGAGCCCACGCCCAGCACUGCACGGACCAAGGUUUUGAAGGGAAGGAGAGACUUGUUGAUGCCAGUCUCCCAGCCCCAGCCACCUCUUCCACCUGUGCCACUACUAGCCGUGGGUUUUUAUAAUCGAUUUAUCGACUAAAAUCGAUUCCGGCUU